GGUCUUGAACUUGCAAUUCUCCUGCCUCAGCCUUUUGAAUUGCUGGGAUUAUAGGCAUGCACUACUGUGCCCAGCUUAAUCUCGUUAUGUCUGAAUUAUAAUUGAGAAAAAGUGAGAUGCAUGUCUCUUUUUUAGAAUUGUAGGAUAGAAGAAUGAAAUAAAUCAUCUUUCUUAAGGCCCAGUAUUAUCCUUAAUAUAUUUCUGGAUAUGUUGUAAAACAAGUUGAAAGUCGUCUGAGGACAUACUAUUUCUGAAUUUAUGAAAAGUAAGAAGCUAUUAAAGAAACCAAAUAACUGACAGUUAAAUGUAGACCUCAGAUCAUCUCUACGCUUUGAGAGUUAUAAAAUGUGGACUUCCUGGUAGUUCUAUGUUUUGAGAGUUAUACAAUAUUUUCAGUCUUUAAGAAGAGUUCCUUGAGAAUGUUUACUCCAUGCAUGACUUGUAAACAUUCCAGUCAUCUCUGCUCUUGAAUUCUUAUUCAUAGAAUUUUUUUCCUUUCAUAUGUUAAUGAAAAGCACACUGUGAGUGGAUGAAAAUCUUGCUGACUUUGCCUGUUGUAAGGGAAUUUUUCCCCAGGUUUGUGAUAGAAUUCUUAGUUCUUAAUAUGCACAUGAAUGCCAAGAGAGUUAUAGAUGAAGAUGUAUAUAUGUGUGGAUGUUGGUGUGGAUGUGUAUUGGAUUUUUAAAUUUUUAACAAGAUUAUUUCUUGUUCACACACAGAAGUGAUCAUUUUGGCUUUUUCUAGAAUUUUCUAUCACUGACAGGUCAAAUGAAAGAAAAGCAGUCUUUCUGAUACUUCUUUCCUUUUUUGAUAAAUUAUGGUGGCAGGCAGUGUCAACCAACUGUGUCACCUCACAGUGAAACAGCCCCAAUUCCAGUUCCUACUCAAAUAAGGAAUUAUCAACGCAUUGAACAGAAUCUAACAUCUACUGCCAGCUCUGGCACAAAUCCGCAUGGUUCUCCAAGAUCUGCUGUGGUACGAAGGUCUAACACCAGUCCCAUGGGCUUCCUCCGGUUGGGAUCUGGCUCCCCUGCACCAGCAGACACAGCUCAGACAGUUGGACGAAGACUGUCUAUUGGGUCUUCUAGGCCUUAUUCACCUUCCCCUUUGGUUGGUACCAUUCCUGAGCAGUUUAGUCAGUGCUGUUGUGGACAUUCUCAGGGCCAUGAAUCCAGAAGUAGAAACUCUUCAGGUUCUCCAGUGCCACAGGCUCAGUCACCACAGUCUCUCUUAUUGGGUGCUAGACUGCAGAGCGCCCCUACCCUUACUGACAUCUAUCAGAACAAACAGAAGCUAAGAAAACAGCACUCUGACCCUGUGUGCCCAUCCCAUACAGGGGCUGGAUAUAACUACUCACCUCAGCCCAGUCGGCCUGGCAGCCUUGGAACAUCUCCCACCAAGCAUAUGGGAUCUUCUCCACGGAGUUCUGAUUGGUUCUUUAAAACUCCUUUACCAACAAUCAUUGGUUCUCCUACUAAGACCACAGCUCCUUUCAAAAUCCCUAAAACACAAGCAUCUUCCAACCUGUUAGCCUUGGUUACUCGUCAUGGGCCUGCUGAAGGGCAGUCCAAAGAUGGGAAUGACCCACGGGAAUGUUCCCAUUGCCUUUUGGUACAAGGAAGUGAGAGGCAUCGAUUUGAACAGCAGAACAAAGCAGUGUUUGGCAGAUCUGUCAGUACUGGGAAGUUAUCAGAUCAACAAGUAAAGGCAUCUUUAGGUGGACACCAGGGCAGCACUGAUAGUUUAAAUACAGAACGGCCUAUGGAUAUAGCUCCUGCAGGAGCCUGUGGUGUUGUACUGGCACCACCCGCAGGAACCGCUACAAAUUCUAGGGCUGUCCUCUUCACUGUGGGGUCUCCUCCACACAGCGCCACAGGCCCCACUUGUACCCAUAUGGUCCUACGAACAAGAACCACCUCAGUGGGGUCCAGCAGCUCAGGAGGCUCUCUGUGCUCUGCAAGUGGCCGUGUGUGUGUGGGCUCCCCACCUGGCCCGGGCUUGGGCUCUUCCCCACCGGGAGCAGAGGUAGCUCCCAGCCUGAGAUAUGUGCCUUAUGGUGCUUCACCCCCCAGCCUAGAGGGGCUUAUCACUUUUGAAGCCCCCGAACUGCCAGAGGAGACACUGAUGGAGCGAGAACACACAGAUACCUUACGCCAUCUGAAUGUGAUGCUGAUGUUCACGGAGUGUGUGCUGGACCUAACAGCUGUGAGGGGGGGGAACCCUGAGCUGUGCACAUCUGCUGUGUCCUUGUACCAGAUUCAAGAGAGUGUGGUUGUGGACCAGAUCAGCCAGUUGAGCAAAGACUGGGGGCGGGUAGAACAGCUGGUGUUAUACAUGAAAGCAGCACAGCUGCUUGCAGCUUCCCUGCAUCUUGCCAAAGCUCAGAUCAAGUCUGGGAAGCUGAGCCCAUCCUCGGCCGUGAAACAAGUUGUCAAAAAUCUGAAUGAGCGAUAUAAAUUCUGCAUCACCAUGUGCAAAAAAAUCACAGAAAAGCUGACUCGCUUCUUCUCUGACAAACAGAGAUUUAUUGAUGAAAUCAACAGUGUAACUGCAGAGAAACUCAUCUAUAAUUGUGCUGUGGAAAUGAUAAAUCUAGUAUUGAAAGAAGAUUGUCAGCACUCUGCUGUAGCACUGCGACUGUGUGAGAAGCAGGCAUGUCCAUGGACCGGCGUGGGAGCAUGAGGUGAUACAUUUGAGAUUACAGCUUGGUUCUGUCACCCAUCCCCAGGAAACUAGUUUAACUGGUGACUACCAAAGAACAAGCAGCAAUUUCAAAAAGGAAAAACAAUCCAAAAACUACAUGUCUGUAGAAAAUCUGCCUUACUGGAGAAGAUACUCCCUUUUCCCUUUUUCUUUGUAGAAGCAGAAGCAGGAGUAUUCCAGUUUGCUCCCUGUUUGAACUUGGUAAAUAAACAUACCUUAGAACUAGAAUUAUCAUUUAUUAUUAUGGAUAAUUAAACAUGAAAUAAGGCAAGUGGCACUUCACUCAGUUCAUAGAGCAAUGUAUGAAAUGCCAUGUGUUUGCUGAGGUGUACACAAGCAAGAAUAUACAUCUCGUCAGACAGUUUGAUGUUUGGGGUGAGUUUGUCUGAACCUGAGCAUGCAUCUUUCAACAGCUCAGGAAGAAAUAGUUUAAGAAGAAUCAAAAGAUGGCUCUUGGAAGAAAUUUUGAAAUCUUCAAUUUGAUCUAGUAUGGACAUACGUUAAUUCUUCCAAAAUCUUUCAUAUUGCACUAAUUUAUUAAAACAACUGUGUAUUGGAUUUUGCAAUUUAAAACUAACUGAGGCACAAUGGACUUGUUUAAAGUAUUUUACUUGAUUAUAUAUAUAUACCCUUUCUAGAAUUCACAUGUAAUCUCUAUUGAACUUUUAAAUGAUCAAAACUUGUGUUCAUGUGAAUCUUUGCAUUUUUUAUUUGUUUAUUUACACCUACAGAUCUUCUUAGUAAUAUUUUGAGUUGCUGAUGUUUACUUUGUUUGCAUUUUUCCUUGUGCAUGCAAAAUGUGCAUUGAUGCCUGUGACUUUAGGUUUAUUAAAGAAUAGGUUUAUUUGGACAGUAUUAGAAAAACUAUCAUGAAUCAAGAGAUACUCUUGAGAAUUUUCAUAGGGCCAAAACAAAGUUGGUGAUCAAAGGCUUGUUAGUGAUGUGGAGUUUCUACAUGAAGUUAGUGAAAAAUUAGGUUUGUUUUCUCUUAGGAAAAUGGCAGCUCUCUCCAGCCUAACGUGUAUUUUUAAUGUUAAUCCUGACAGUUCACCAAAUAGCUUGUAAUGGAAAAGCAGGCAGUUAACAUCCUUUUAGGAAUGUUUCAUAUGUUGUAUAUUAUUUGGUUUCUUUUACUUACCUGCUUGAAUACUUGAAAUAAACCAUUCACCAGUUUUAAUCCUAUUAUUUUAAGCCUUUUACAUAAAAUAUUUUGAACUGACAGUGUGCAGAAGCUCUUCGGCAUUACUCUAAUUUUAAUGUACUGAUAAAAACAAACAAACAUGGAUUUCCUUUACUUUGACAAAGUAAUGUAAUUUCUACUUUAUUUAUCUGUAUGAAAUUCCAGCAGUUAAUUUGAACAUUUAUUUAUAUGAUGUUUGUAUUUUUAGGUCUUUAAUACAGUGUCUUUCUACCUCUCAUUUGUAACUGCAUGCGAUAUUCUUGAAACUAGUUAAAACUCACUGAAUUGUUGUGUAAUAGCCUUUUUAUUAUUACCUAUACAAAUGUAUAUUAAGGUAAAAUAAAACUGACAGUGUUUCUAGGUUACAGUUGGGUCCAUAUUAAAUGGCUUGUCAAGGCAGAUACUUCCUUAGUCUGGGGACUUGGUCAUUAAGGUCCUUUGCCACAUCCCAGGAUUUCCCAGGAUUUAAGAUUCUUGGUGACUGUCAUUCAGGCUUCCGUAAACUGAUGAUCACUUCCCCUUCUUGCUUAGUGAUACUCUAUUUUUGUAUAAUUUUUAGAGUUUACACUUUCCUCCAUGUUCUCCCCUGUAUUAUCUCAGUUGAUCCUCUGUGUGGGUGGGUAGGGUUAUUCUGCCCCCUCUCUAACUUUUUUUAAACACAUGAUGAAACAGGUUCAAAGAGGGUAAGUGAUUAGUCUGAAGUCAGGAACUAGGAAAGUGGUCAAGCCAUGCUUUGUAACUUCCAAGUUCUUUGUUCUUCCUCUUUUGUAGUCAAGGUCUUGUUAUUGUUAGUGUGUAUGAAACAGUGAAGUCUCAACAGCAGAGAACAAACUGUAAAUUUAUGAGUAAUGGUUCUGAUUAUAUUUCCAUUAUCAAGGCUGAUUGUUUUAAGAGAUUUUUGCCUUGAUUAUAGCAAUAAUAAUAAACAAGUGCUUUAUGUUUCCAUGA
Molecule: messenger RNA, 4831 nt
Organism: Marmota monax (woodchuck)
Lineage: Eukaryota; Metazoa; Chordata; Mammalia; Rodentia; Sciuridae
Product: serine/threonine-protein kinase ULK2-like
Exons: 12
Coding region: 1000-2682 (560 amino acids)
Biological process (GO): peptidyl-serine phosphorylation; protein autophosphorylation; autophagosome organization
Cellular component (GO): autophagosome; cytoplasm
Molecular function (GO): protein serine/threonine kinase activity
Source: RefSeq, a predicted model, not a curated record